This is a messenger RNA of Cercopithifilaria johnstoni, 1173 nucleotides long. Lineage: Eukaryota; Metazoa; Nematoda; Chromadorea; Rhabditida; Onchocercidae. The record is from the annotation of a GenBank genome assembly.
AUGGAAGAAAUAGAUAGAUCAUCGUUAGCUUCAGCUUCAUCAUCUCCAAUUCGUUCAUAUCAUCGUGGUAACGGUACAUUACGUGGUGGCGGUAUACAAAAAAUCUAUCAUAAUGGACCGACUUUUAAAGCAUUUAAACGAAAAUUAGAUCAUCGAUUGGGAUAUUGUAUUAUUGGUUGUUUGAUUACAAUUGCUGUGGUUUUGACAAUAUUUGGUUUAUUUCAUGAAACAGCACAUCAGGAAUUAACACAAUAUAUCGAAUCAUCACGUCAAAUGAUUAUCAAUUCACAAUCAUCAAGUACCAAUGCUGCUGUUAUUGAUUUAUCAGAAACUACUUCUAGCGAAGAGAAUGAGGAAAUUUUGCAUGAUGAUAAUGAUGAUGAUGAUAUUUGGAUAAAUGAAAAUUUAUUUGAUAAUGAAACAACAAUACCGAUGGAAAUGAUGGUAGGAGAUGAGUUACAAAAUGAUAAUGAAGAAUCAAAUGAGAUAUUAAGCAUUCCAUAUAAUGAACCAGUUACUUGCAUUGGAACCGAAAAUGUUGAUAAAGAAAAAUGUUUAGUAGCUGCCGAACUUGAUGAAUAUUACAACAUAUUACACAAGUCACAUAUAGCUUUGUGGAAUUUAGCCGUUGUAAAUAUUAUUGUUGCAAUAUUUCUUUCACCAUUAACAUUUAUGGCAAAUUCUGAAAUUGUUAGAAAUAGCCACUACAAAUUAUUUUAUCGUGUUGUUCUAUUUUUGGUAUUAUUCUUUAUGGCUGCACAACUAAUUAUAUUAAUUAAUCCAUUGCUGUACAGUUCAUUUAUGUAUCCUACUAUCGUCGAUAAACUUUUCACUGAAAAACUUCCACGAGAGAAGAAAUUAACUAAUCGAGUGGAAUCACGAUUUGCCUGUCAAUUUGAUUAUAUCAGUCAGCUGGUAGAACUUAGCUUACAGGAACCAUGCAUUCCACGUAUUAAGAAUGUAUUAUUAUUACCAUAUGCAAUAGUAUUAAUGAUCAUUAUUGAUUUAAUACCAUUUAUAUUCAUAUUUUUUACCUAUGCCUGGGAUAGAUGGCUUAAAGAUUCACCAUUUUGUAGUAUCGCUAGGAGCCGUAUCGAACUAAACAAUCAACGAAGGCCGCAAUCACGUGAGGAUAUAUUGAAGAAAAUAAUGUUAGAACCACAUUAUGUAUGA